UUCAUUUGCAUUCGCUGAACAACAUCGUUCUAUAAGUUUUAGAGCGCGUGCAAAUGGAUUUUUGUAAAAACAUUUUACUGUUUGGUUUUUCAAUUACACGAACGUGUCGUUUCUCAGUGUAUUCUAUAAGCGUAUUUUGUAACGCUGGCGUUAUUUAUUUAUUUCUUUUGAUUUUCUGUCGGCCGAAGUCUGGCUCGUCUGUCUGGCAGACUGUUAAAGGCGACGCGUCGCUGUCUGACGCCGCUCGGCUUAGAUGGAGAGAAGAAGAAAAAGAGGAAAAUUGUUUUAAAAUGGAUGACAAACUUCGGGACAAAUAGGCAGGACAUCGUGUCCUCGGCACUGUGAACCGCUGCUCUGUCCACUGAAACGAUGCAGUCUCUGCCCAUGGAGGUGGGCAGCAGCAGCUCAGCUCCUGGCGACACACUGGGCUCGAUGGUGGAGGUGUGUUUCCCCAGCACUCAGGCUUCAGUGCUGGACAGCCUGAACCGGCAAAGAGAGGACGGCCAACUCUGUGACCUCUCCAUCCACGUCCAGGGACACGUUUUCAAGGCCCACCGCUGCGUCCUGGCCGCAUCCUCACCCUACUUCCAAGACCAGGUCCUACUGAAGAACAUGUCCACAGUCUCCAUCCCUGCAGUGAUGGACCCGCUGGCAUUUGAGAGCGUGCUGAGCUGCGCCUACACCGGUCAGCUGCGCAUGCUACGCGACGACAUUGUCAACUACCUCACGGUGGGAAGUGUCCUGCAGAUGUGGCACAUCGUGGACAAAUGCACGGAAUUGCUGAAGGAGGGACGAGCUGCAGCUGGAGGAGGCAACAGCGGAGGAGGAGGAGGAGGAGGCGGAGAUGCUGUGCAGGACAGAGGCAGUGUGGGAGGAGGAGAGGUGUCAGCUAACCCCGGCUGCAGCAGCAGCAGCAGCAACGGGGACGGUGUCACAGCAGGUGGUAAUGGAGCCGGAGGCGUAGUUGGUGGGGGUCAGUCUCACGUCGCAGGCUCAAACGAGCCCCAGCGCGUUUCCCACACUCCCAGCCAUGCGACAGUGAGUGAGAGCCAGUCUCCCAGCAGCACCAACUACUUCAGCCCCAGAGACGGCAGCAGUUUUGGGGCAGGGGGUGCGGCCGCAGCUGGGGCCUCAGUGGACGGUGGCAGGGCCAGCAACACCCCCAGCUACUGCACGCCAUCGGGAGGGGAGGAGGCCUUUCUGAUUGACGAAGAGGAGGAGGAGGAGGAAGUAGAGGAGGAAGAGGAGGAGGUGCUGUACAACCAGAGGAAGAGAACAAGAGGAGGAGGAGGCAGCGGGAGGAAGAAGAAAAUGAGCUCAGUGUCAGAGCAGGAAGUCGGGGUCAGUGACAGCUUUGGAGUCUCUUCUUAUCAGGACGGGGAGGAGCAGACGUUGCCACCGCAGAACCGUCCCACCUACAGCCAGCCAAGCAUCAUGCCACGUAAACAGUGGGUGGUGGUGAAGAGCGAACGUCUGGAGGACGACGACCUCAUCGUCGUGUCCGGAGAGGAGGGUGGAGAGGACGAGGAGGACGAGGACGAGCGGGAGGUGGAGCUGGCCAGAGAGAGGGAGAGGAGUAACUUCAACAUCUCCAACGUGAGGAGCCUCUCAGGUGAACUGGGCGGCAGAGCGGAGAAUGACAUGGACUCACAGAUGGACUACUGUCAGUCUUCAGAAGACUACCUCAAAUUUGAAGGCAGUUUAAUGGACCAGACCUUAGCGCAGCACCUUCAUGACAGCGCUGCAGGCCAGAGCCAGAGUGCUAACCGUGCAGUUUCAGCGCUGCUGGGUCAGGUUCAAUCUGCAGCUUCAGCCCGAGCUCAGCUCUUUCCUCUGGACAUGCAGGGGAACCAGAUCCUCCUCUACAGUCAGGCCUCUGGACUCUCUCUGGACGCCACGGCGCCCUCUCUGGGGAUGGCAGGUGGUAUGAUCGGGGCAGCCUCUUUUAAAGGUCCCGGUCUUGAGCACGGUGCGGUCCAUCUGUCGGGUGGCCUGGGAAUUGAUGGCAUGGACAGCGGUGGGAUCGGAAGUGGCGGCAGCAGCAGCAGCAGCGGUGGAGCUUCAGGGAAAGUGUUUAUGUGCCACUGUGGGAAGACGUUCACCCACAAGAGCAUGAGGGAUCGGCACAUUAACAUGCACCUGGAUCUGAGGCCGUUCCACUGCCCUGUCUGUGCCAAGAAGUUCAAGAUGAAGCAUCACCUGACGGAGCACAUGAAGACGCACACUGGCCUGAAGCCGUACGACUGCCUCGGCUGCGGCAAGAAGUUCAUGUGGCGCGACAGCUUCAUGAGACACCGCUCUCACUGUGAGAGGCGCAGCAGGCUGGAGGAGCGCGGUGAAGGAGGGAGCGGCGGCGAGGGAGGGAGAAGAGCGGGAGGCGGAGCUGAGGAAGGGCCGGAUUUGAUUUCCGCUCCUCACCUCCUCCUGUCUGCAGGCGAGGGAGGGCAGGGUAAUAUUCUAGCUGGAGGAGGCGGAGGGAGAGGAGGAGGAGGAGCGUCCGUGUCCUCGCCGCAUCUUCCACCUCAGCACAGCAGCGUCUCGGCCACAGGAAGUGGCAGCACUGCCACUCUGAGUAACAGCAUGGCCGCCGCAGGCGCUCUUCUCGGGGUCGUGUCUCAGAGUCCAGGUCAGGGGUCUGGGAUGUUUGGAGCUCUGGGGUUGAGUCGCAGUGUUUGCGGUGAAGACGUGUGUGAAGUCAGCGCUAACGACAGCAGCGUGACCUAAACCAAAACUUGUUUGUUAUGUCCAUCGGGCGCCUCCUGGACAGAUGACGUUCCUGGUUUCUGCUGCUGUUUAGUUUUCUUGGAAGAAAGGGUGGAACAGCUCUUAGGAAAUAAGCUUAACUGCCAACACUCGGACUCAACCUUAGCUAUCGCUGAGACUAGCUGACGUCACCUGAUGUUCCUGUUCCACGGAAAACUUAACAAAACCUGCCUCCGAAAAGUGGCCUCACAAACAAAUGGACCUUUUUUUCAGUGAGUAAGCUAUUGUUUUAAAUGUAAGUGGGUACUAAAGUUUGUUAUUUUUGUGGAAGGAUGCGUACAUGUCGAGAGGAAACCAAAUACUAAAAGACAGCAGCGAUUCACGACCUCUCACCGUCUGUGGCAACAUUGUUGUCUCAGUAGAGUAGAAGAAAAGUGGCUGUUUUCUAAAAUUGCUGUGAUUUUUUUGCAGUGUCGUAAUUGUGAUUUUAUUGCUGUAAUCAUAUUUUUUAAAAACACAAAAGAAUGAAAGAGGAAAACUAGGAGAUUAGCCUAAGCCUGGUUUUCAUUAAGAUGUAUCGCAAAUUUUAUUUCAAGUUAAUUUAUGAGUGUUUCCAUCCAUCGUAAUUCAUCAGGAUGACCAGUAGAUGGCCCAGGAAGGAUGUCUUCUCUCAUCUGUUUCUGUUUUGGUUCAAAACGUCAUUCUUUAUUUUACAGAAUGUAGUUUUUCACCCUUUCACCCUUCUCGUAAACUGUAAAAACUUUUAAUGCGAUAUUUCAAGAUCUGUUUCCAUUUCCAUUCCAUUCCAAAUUGAAAAUGCGGAUAAAAAUUGUUUUUUUCAAAGAAUGAAAUCUUGCAGAUCUGCGACGUUGUGUCACAUGAUACUGCUGCGCUGCUUCUGCCUCAAACUCAUCGUGAUUUACACUUUAUUGUCCUCAUCAAGAGAGAAUCCUGAAAUCUGAUCCUGGAUGUUUACUCGUUCACCACCACUUCUGCUGCUCUGAACCUGCUUUCACUUUCUGACUGUGUUGUUCACAGAGUUCUCGUGCUUUGAGUAUAUUAUUCUGACUGUAAACACUUUAUAUAUAUAUAUAUAUAGAUAUAUAUAUGUAUAUAUACACAAAUACAAAUAGAUGUAUAUGUUAUCAGACCUUAAAAUGUGGACAAAUCAGGAAGUUAAUUAUUCUGAGAAGGAGAAAGUUUUUCUUAUUGUUCCACACUUAUUGUUUCCUAAAGAUUUACCCAUGAUGCAUCCCUUCCGGAAACCUGCUGAUGGAUGACGGUGAUCAUUGUCAUGACCUGAAACCCGGUUUGUUCUACGCAUGUGUGAAGUGCGACUGUGAAGACGGGAGGAGUUCAGCUAUAGCUGCAGCCACUCCGAAAACACGCCCACUGAGAAAACACACCCACUAGGAAAACACGCCUUAGAAAACUCUCCCACUACAAAAACCACGCCCACUAAUAACACACCCAGUAAGAAAACACGCCUGUUAAAUGUUAUCUAAAAACUAACCACUAAUGUUUUAGACGAUGUCUUUUCUGUGACCCAAUCAGCCUCAAGUGGGCGUGUCUUUCCAGGGGCACCUGCAGUUGGACACAUUUGAUUGGACACACACUGGCUACUUCUUUACUUUUCAGCAGCUUUGGGGAUUUUAAAUGAAACAAUGUUAUAUUUUGUUUCAGGAGGUAUUCUUUAAAUAUAAAUACACAUUUUUUGUUUAUUUUGUAGCAGUAACAGGAAGUAGUCGCACUUUCACAUGGAUUGAAUCGGGUUCCUGGUUCAGAUCGGGGUGGUGACGAUCACAACUAAGCUAUACAGUGUAUAGAGUGUUUACCUCCUGUGAACGGCUGGACCCAAAUGAGGAGACCACCUCAUUCUUUUUAGUAACUGUGAUGCACAAAAACUAGUUUUAAAUUUUACUUUAACUUUUUUUACUCUUUGAACAGUGUUUUCAUGUGCAGUGGUUUUGGCCUCACACGUGUCCAAAUCGUUUUGUCCAGAUUGAUUGGAUGAGAUUCAAUUCCAGGUCGAGUGGAGUCGGUUCUGCAACGUUUUGAUUUUAUAUUUCAGAAAUGUCUUAAAGAAAAUGAUUUGGGGCGAUAAUCAUUACCAUUAUUGUGUGAAAAAAACAAACAAGAUAUCACUGAGAUGGAGCGAGCAGCUUGGCCCCUUGUUUUUGAGGGUUUCUGCUUCUGUAUAACAGCAGAUUUUAAGUUGUUUUUUUUAAAUCACAAAACUGUUAUUUGUGUGGUUAUUAUCAAUCUCCGGUGGUGAUGGCCUACCCUGUUGCAACAGCCCCAGAACAGUGUUCACUGCAAGCAGGCUUCAUUGUGACGCCCCCUCCUGGCCUCAGCUCAUACUGUUAAUAAGAGAUUAUAAUAUUAAUAUGAGCCACUGUGGCUGUGUUGUUGUUAAGUGUUUUACGGGGUGUGGUGUUUAACAUUCCCAAUUUGCAUAAAGCAAAGUUGACAAGAGGAUGUGAAUGUGUUUUCCUUCCGUGAAGGAUGAGGCGAGUGAGGAUGUUUUUAUACGCAGAUCUGAAGCUCAUGUGAAGUGUAAGGGUUUUAUUUUGUUUCCUCCAGGCUUCACGUUUUGUGAGUCAUUUUGUUUCUGUUCCUGUUGAAAUGCCGAGUUAUGGAGGAAAAGACGGUUUAUUUGUGAGAAUUUUGUCUUAAAAGCGUGCGGAGCAGAGACAUUUUUGUCUCGACCUCUUGAGUUUUAUCAGUCUACUAAUCAUCGAGAAGAAAUAAUGAUAAUUAAAAGAAUAAUAAUAGGUCAGUCGGCCAGUGGUUCAUGUCUUGUGAAUGUAAACUGACACAGACAGUAGUCUUUCCUUUCUGAGCAGUAUUGAGAUGUAACCGUACGUUCUCUAAGAAGAAUUAGAUUUGUAUUUAAGUUACAGUUAAAUGUCUUAUGUAAACUCUGCAAGAAAGACUCAAUUAUAAAGAUUAGUACGACUCAAAGAUCCACAUAUGAAAACUGAAUAUUAUGUGUUCUGCUUAAAAGCACAGAAAACAUGUUCAAACUAUGAAGAGUAUAUAUUUUUAUGAUGUAGAACAUUUGCUUUAACAGCGCACGGAUGUUAAAAGGAGGUUUAAUGACAAAAAUAUGAACAAACACAUUUUAUUCUCAGUCACGGAUAAUUCUGUUUUGUUUUUCCUAGCUAAAUAAUACGAUUUUAAUCCCAGAACAGAGAUUAAAGUAAUGUUCUGCUUUUUUUCAUUGACUGUUGAAAAGUCAUUAAUCAAGAGAGAAAUAAAAACAAAUGUGGAAGAGUCAGUUUUGUUUUCACCAUAAUUAUUAUUUUUGUACAUUGCAGUGUGUUCUUUCUGAUUGACCAGUUGAUUGUUGAACAGAAAACUACAGACAUGUUCAUGUAAAUCCUUGAGUGGUACUAACAAUGUACGAAGAAACUACAGUAAAUACUUACUCACAUCUGACCUGUAACAAAAAGUAAUAGAUUAAUAAUAAAUUAUU
Solea solea (common sole) is the source of this 6181-nucleotide messenger RNA. It is a transcript of the gene zbtb22b, whose product is annotated as zinc finger and BTB domain containing 22b. The coding region runs from base 370 to 2724 and encodes 784 amino acids. Gene Ontology annotation, biological process: regulation of transcription by RNA polymerase II. The transcript has 5 exons. The record is from RefSeq and is a predicted model, not a curated record. Gene Ontology annotation, molecular function: RNA polymerase II cis-regulatory region sequence-specific DNA binding; protein binding; DNA-binding transcription factor activity, RNA polymerase II-specific. NCBI's taxonomy places the organism in Eukaryota, Metazoa, Chordata, Actinopteri, Pleuronectiformes, Soleidae.